This is a messenger RNA of Soboliphyme baturini, 537 nucleotides long. Lineage: Eukaryota; Metazoa; Nematoda; Enoplea; Dioctophymatida; Soboliphymatidae. The record is from the annotation of a GenBank genome assembly.
AUGGUAGUAGACGCGCCCUUUACCACAAAGGACUGGGGCAUGAUCGCAGUAGCGACUGUCGUACCGUGUGGAUAUGCGUUCGUUUCUUAUAUGUACCUGAAAGACAGCGAAUACAUGAAAUGGUUCCAGAGCUUGAAGAAACCGCGCUGGAUGCAGAGUAGUUCUGAAUGCCAAGCGACUUGCGAAGCAGUUUUGAUGUCUUCAGUAUGCUGUGGUACAUAUCUGGCUUACAAACAUAGCGAAGGUUUCACCACAUCUGGUUCGAAGUUAGCAGUCGCUGCACUGUCGGGCUUCGCCGGAUUGCAGGUGUUCGCAAGGGUGUUUUUCUUGUACUGUCACAACUUGCCUAUGUUCGCUGGCCUAAUGGCAGUUUCCACCGCUGUGUUGACCACGCUAAGUUACGCGUUUCACGGAAUCCAUCCCUUAGCAGGGACACUGGUUAUGCCCGCAGCUGUAUGUUCUUUCUGUGGCGUCUGCGGCUUGACCCAAAUGGCGAUCGAAGAACGAAAAAGUUCAAAAGGCGAUGAAGCAAAUUAA